AUGAAUGUAGCAGCCAAGUACCGCAUGGCCUCUCUGUAUGUGGGUGACCUACAUGCAGAUGUCACUGAGGACCUGUUGUUUAAGAAGUUCAGCACUGUGGGGCCGGUGCUGUCCAUCCGCAUUUGCAAAGACCUGGUCACCCGCCGCUCCCUGGGUUACGCCUAUGUGAACUUCCUGCAGCUGGCAGAUGCCCAGAAAGCCCUGGACACCAUGAACUUUGACCUGAUAAAAGGCAAAUCCAUUCGUCUCAUGUGGUCUCAACGUGAUGCCUACUUACGGAAAUCUGGAAUUGGGAAUGUAUUCAUCAAGAAUCUGGACAAAUCCGUUGAUAAUAAAGCCCUUUAUGAACAUUUUUCAAUUUUCGGGAAGAUUCUAUCCUCUAAGGUGAUGAGUGAUGAUGGAGGCUCCAAGGGUUAUGCAUUUGUGCACUUUCAGAACCAGAAUGCUGCAGACAGGGCCAUUGAAGAGAUGAAUGGGACACUAUUCAAGAACUGCAAGAUGUUUGUUAGCAGAUUCAAAAGCCGUAAAGAUCGAGAAGCAGAACUUAGAAACAAAGCAAAUGAAUUCACCAAUGUUUACAUCAAAAACUUUGGAGAUGACAUGGAUGAUAAGAGACUGAAGGAAGUUUUCAGCAAAUAUGGUAAAACUCUGAGUGUUAAGGUGAUGACAGACUCCAUUGGGAAAUCCAAAGGAUUUGGCUUUGUGAGUUUUGAUAGCCAUGAGGCUGCCAAAAAAGCUGUGGAAGAAAUGAAUGGGAAGGACAUAAAUGGGCAGUUGAUAUUUGUAGGCCGAGCACAAAAGAAAAUAGAGCGACAGGUUGAGUUAAAGCAAAUGUUUGCCCAGCUGAGACAAGAAAGAAUUCUACGGUGCCAGGGAGUGAAGCUCUAUAUUAAGAACCUCGAUGACACCAUUGAUGAUGAAAAGCUACGGAAGGAAUUUUCUUCUUUUGGAUCAAUUAGCAGAGUUAAGAUAAUGCAGGAAGAAGGCAGAAGUAAAGGGUUUGGCUUGAUCUGCUUCUCUUCCCAUGAGGAGGCUACUAAAGCAAUGAAUGAGAUGAACGGUCGUAUCUUGGGCUCUAAGCCUCUCAACAUUGCCUUGGCCCAGAGACAGGAAGAAAGAAAAACAUACUUCACCAGCCAAUAUUUGCAAUAG
Orycteropus afer afer is the source of this 1152-nucleotide messenger RNA. RefSeq names its product poly(A) binding protein cytoplasmic 4 like (gene PABPC4L). Gene Ontology annotation, molecular function: poly(U) RNA binding; poly(A) binding; mRNA 3'-UTR binding. Lineage: Eukaryota; Metazoa; Chordata; Mammalia; Tubulidentata; Orycteropodidae. The transcript has a single exon. The record is from RefSeq and is a predicted model, not a curated record. Gene Ontology annotation, cellular component: ribonucleoprotein complex; nucleus; cytosol. The coding region runs from base 1 to 1152 and encodes 383 amino acids.